AUAGAUCAAUACCAAAUAGUCUCUAGGUGGAGGGUAACCAGGCACGAGGGUGGAAAUUGUUCUUGCGUGUUAGAAGACGCAAUGCAGACCAAGUAAACUUUUUGUCUGCGUUGAAGAAGUUUAAAAUUCAUCCUAGAAAAUAGUCUUCCCGUCGCGAGACACACCCUGGAGGACACUUUGGAGGACCGAUACUGAAAGAAUCUGAAAAUUUAAGCUGUGCGUCGGAUAGUUAUGAACCUUCAGGGCAUUAUAUUCUUGAGAAAUAGACGAUGUUCCAUGUAUCAAGCAAAUUAAUACUCAAAGCAUCUCUCGAAGAGUAAGGAUUCAUCGCUAGGAUUCAUUAUUAAGAUACCAAAGAUUUUGGUCUUAAAGGAAAAAACUAAGUACCAAAUAAAUCCCUUACGACGGAGAAAAAAGUUCAGACCCUCCUCCAAAGCUUAUUAUAUUUCCCUCGCCUGACCACAGACGUUAAUUAACAUUUUAAUCACGUCCAAGAUGGCUCAGGAGGGAUAUAAUACGUUCCAGUAACAUCUUUCACACCGAAGAGACCAGUUAACUUAAAUACCUCCUCAACAGACCACCAACGAAAAGCAAAGAUGGAGAAAAGCGACUACCAGGUGAAACUGAAAAAGCGGAACUCCAGAAUGAUAAUGUCAGCGGACGGAACGACACAGUGCGUCCAGGUAGUGGUACGAUGCAGACCAAUGGAUGCGAAGGAGUCGACUCGAGGUUAUUCCCAGGUCGUAGAAGUCUAUCCUUCGAGAGGCGUAGUGGAGAUCCACAAUCCUCGAGAAGACCCAUCCAGAGAGAACCUUAAGGAAUUCACAUUUGAUGCAGUGUACGACUGGAACGCGAAGCAAGGGGAGAUAUACGAGGAAACAGUAAGGCCCCUGGUGUCGUCUGUCCUAGAUGGCUUCAACGGGACAAUCUUCGCCUACGGGCAGACCGGGACCGGAAAAACCUACACCAUGGAAGGUUCCAAGAACGACUUAGAACGUCGUGGCAUCAUCCCCAGGUCCUUCGAGCACAUCUUCGACCGCAUCGGGAGGACGGAGAACAUGCAAUACCUGGUGCGAGCGAGCUACCUGGAGAUCUACCAGGAGGAGAUUCGGGACUUAUUGCACCCGGACCAAACCCUGAGGUUCGAGCUGAAGGAAAAACCCGACACGGGGGUCUUCGUGAAAGACCUCUCGACCUCGGUCUGCAAAAGUGCAGCAGAGAUUCAGCACUUAAUGAAUACCGGCAACCAGAACCGCACCAUCGGAGCCACGAACAUGAAUGAGCACAGUUCCCGGUCGCACGCGAUAUUCCUGAUCACCAUAGAGAUGGGUUCGAUCGGCGACAGUGCAGGUAUUCGCGUAGGUAGGUUGAACCUGGUGGACCUGGCCGGAAGCGAGAGGCAGAGCAAGACAGGGUCCUCCGGAGAGAGGCUGAAGGAGGCCAGCAAGAUCAACCUAAGUCUCUCGGUCCUCGGCAACGUGAUCUCCGCCCUGGUCGACCCGAAGACGUCCCACGUGCCGUACAGGAACUCGAAGCUAACCAGGCUGCUGCAGGACUCCUUGGGAGGUAACUCUAAGACCAUCAUGAUAGCGAACAUAGGUCCAGCAAGUUACAACUACGACGAGACCCUGACGACCCUGAGGUACGCAAACCGCGCGAAGGACAUCAAGAACAAGCCCAGGAUCAACGAGGAUCCGAAGGACGCGCUGCUGAGGCAGUACCAGGAGGAGAUCAACCGCCUGAAGGAGAAGCUGGCCCUGAAGGGUACAGUGCCGAAGAAGAAGAAGAAGUCCAGGAAGAAGCGCGAAGACGGAGCCGGCGACACGGGCUCGGAGACGGAGGACAGCAGAGAGGACAAUAAGGUCACCGAGGCGGAUGCGAAGCUGAUAGCCGAGCAACUCCGGGCAGAGAAGCAGGAGACGGAGACCCUGGUGCACAGGAUAAGGGACCUGGAGAGCAAGAUGCUGUACGGCGGCAAAAACAUCAUCGACCAUACCAACGAGCAGCAGCGUGCCCUUGAACAACGAGCGGCAGAGAUAGCGGAGCGGAAGAGACGGGAAGAGGUGAUGAAGCAGAAGCUGGAAGACGAAGAGCUGACCACUCUGGGGGUGCGGGAGACCUACACCACCCUACAGCAGGAGGUCGACGUGAAGACCAAGAAACUCCGGAUGAUCUUCACCAGGAUGCAGACGGUCAAGCUGGAGGUCGAGGAGGCGACCCAGGAGUUCAACGCGCAGCGCAGAAGCCUCGAGCAGAAGCAGGACGAGCUGAUGAAGGAGCUGAAGCUGAAGUACCUCAUCAUCGAGAACUUCAUCCCAGACGAGGAGAAGCAGAAGAUCCUCGCGAGGAUCCGGUUCGACGACGAGGAGGACAAGUGGGUGAUGAAGGACCCGGAGCCCUCCAGCCUGGAGUACCUGGAGAGACUGACGGCGGCUCCUGGAGCCAGGAGACCGGUGUCCGAGUACGCCAGGAUCGCCUUGGCGAUGGCCAGGAGUGGGUACCGCUACGCAGGAGAGAACAUCCUUAAUCUAGAGCUCGACAUGCCUCCGAGAACGACCUUGGAGUACCAGGGACCCAAAAUCGCCCCGACCAUCCAGGCCGUCCUCGAGGAAGCGCUUCGCGACGAGGGCGACAUCGACGUCGACGCCUCCAACGUUCGGCUGAGAUCGAAAACUCGUUUACAGUCGGCCAAGGUUCGGCCUAAGAGUGUCGCCAAGAUUCCACAAACCCCGGCACCGGUUUAUCCAAAACCCCGCGGUCUGGUCCCCAAGUGAUCGCCUUCCUCGCCGCAUCCGAUUUAG
Molecule: messenger RNA, 2801 nt
Organism: Orussus abietinus
Lineage: Eukaryota; Metazoa; Arthropoda; Insecta; Hymenoptera; Orussidae
Gene: Klp68D
Product: kinesin-like protein KIF3B
Exons: 3
Coding region: 597-2774 (725 amino acids)
Biological process (GO): microtubule-based movement
Molecular function (GO): microtubule motor activity; ATP binding; microtubule binding
Source: RefSeq, a predicted model, not a curated record